AUGGAAUUUACAGAAAGUAAACGAAAGGAUCGAGCUCGAUGUCAACAUUAUUGUUUGUCUAUGAAUUUAGUCUCGGUUUAUUUCUUAAUGUCAGCUGUUUUGCGUAACGUUAGUUGUUCUGAAGUGACAUCUAUUUCUAAACAAACCAACAAAAACGAUGUGGUAAGUUGCUCGCCAAACCCUUGCGAAAACGGGGGUUCGUGUGUUCAAGACGUCAAUAAGGUCAUGUGUAACUGCGGAGAGGGUUUUACCGGGUAUUUGUGUGAAAUAGAUAUUGACGAGUGCAAGUCGAACCAAUGUCCUAAGAAAGCAAGAUGUGUGGACGGAAGCAACUAUUACGCGUGCGUCUGUAAAAAGGGAUACAAUGGUGAAAAUUGUGAAAACGAAAUUGACGAAUGUGCCUCAAACCCGUGUGAGAAUCAGGGGAAAUGUGUGGACGGUAUCAAUACGUACUGGUGUACAUGUAAAGAAGGGUUUAUUGGAGAGAGAUGUGAAGAAAUAGACGAGUGUGCAUCUGAACCAUGUAAAAAUGGCGGCAUUUGUUUUGAUGGUAAAAAUACGUAUAGAUGUGAGUGUCCAAAAGGUUUUACUGGAAAGCAAUGUGAAAAAGAUAUAGAUGAAUGUGCUUCAAACCCCUGUCAGAAUGCAGGGACAUGUCAUCAAGAUAUUGGUAAAUACUGGUGCGAGUGUAAAGAUGGUUCCAGAGGAAGUAAAUGUCACAGAGGACUUCUUGUCAAAAAUAGUGGUGAAUGCUCUUCACAUCCAUGCAAAAACGGAGGGUCGUGUGUUCAAGGUAAAAAUAAGUUCAUGUGUAACUGUGAAGAUGGCUUCACAGGGGAUCUAUGUGAGACAGAUAUUGACGAAUGUGAAUCUAACCCGUGUCCUAAAAGCGCAUGGUGUAAUGAUGGAAGUAAUGAAUAUUCGUGCGUCUGUAAACGAGGAUACUACGGUGACAAUUGCGAGAAUGAAACCAACGAAUGUGUCUCGAACCCUUGUGAGAAUAAGGGAAAAUGCGUAGACGGCAUCAAUACGUAUUGGUGCACAUGCAAAGAAGGUUAUACAGGUCAGAGAUGCGAAGGUUUGUGUAAUGUAUUUGACAUAAAAGGAACAUCUUGCAUCAGGAAUGAAUAAAUGUUUGUAUUUUUUCUUUACAACGGUAAACACGGCUGAUAACGAUGAAUAUUAUGUUAUAUGCUUACAAGCUGAAGGAGGCGGACAUAAAAUGCUUUGACGCAUAUGAAUUUACCACUCAAGUUAAAGUAAAUACUUCACAAAUAUUACAACAAAAAAUGUAAACAUAAUUAUUGUGCAUAAUUGAGACAUUUUACCACAAUAUGU
Ruditapes philippinarum (Manila clam) is the source of this 1338-nucleotide messenger RNA. Its product is annotated as fibropellin-1-like. Gene Ontology annotation, biological process: heterophilic cell-cell adhesion; establishment or maintenance of epithelial cell apical/basal polarity. The record is from RefSeq and is a predicted model, not a curated record. Lineage: Eukaryota; Metazoa; Mollusca; Bivalvia; Venerida; Veneridae. Bases 1 to 1131 code for a protein of 376 amino acids. Gene Ontology annotation, molecular function: calcium ion binding. Gene Ontology annotation, cellular component: plasma membrane; protein-containing complex. The transcript has 10 exons.